This is a messenger RNA of Haemorhous mexicanus (house finch), 5342 nucleotides long. RefSeq names its product G-patch domain containing 8 (gene GPATCH8). The coding region runs from base 92 to 4537 and encodes 1481 amino acids. Gene Ontology annotation, molecular function: nucleic acid binding. The record is from RefSeq and is a predicted model, not a curated record. NCBI's taxonomy places the organism in Eukaryota, Metazoa, Chordata, Aves, Passeriformes, Fringillidae. Gene Ontology annotation, cellular component: nucleus. The transcript is spliced from 8 exons.
CGGCGCAUGCGCGGUGCAGCGGGGGCGGUGCAGGCGGGCGGCGCUGAGGGCGGAGGCGGCGGCGGCCGGAGCGGGGCCGGGCCGGCGCGAAAUGGCGGACAGGUUCUCCCGCUUCAACGAGGACAGGGACUUCCAGGGCAAUCACUUUGAUCAGUAUGAAGAGGGGCACCUGGAGAUAGAGCAGGCGUCUCUAGACAAGCCCAUCGAAUCGGAUAAUAUUGGACAUCGCUUACUCCAGAAACAUGGGUGGAAGCUGGGCCAGGGAUUGGGGAAGUCACUGCAGGGGAGGACAGAUCCCAUCCCUAUCGUUGUCAAGUAUGAUGUCAUGGGCAUGGGCCGGAUGGAGAUGGAGCUUGACUACGCCGAGGAUGCCACAGAGCGGAGGCGAGUGCUGGAGGUGGAGAAGGAGGACACUGAGGAGCUGAGGCAGAAGUACAAGGAUUAUGUUGAUAAAGAAAAGGCCAUUGCCAAGGCUUUGGAAGACCUCAGAGCAAACUUCUACUGUGAACUUUGUGACAAGCAGUAUCAGAAGCACCAAGAGUUUGACAACCACAUAAACUCCUAUGACCAUGCUCACAAGCAGAGGUUGAAAGAUCUCAAGCAAAGGGAAUUUGCUCGCAAUGUCUCAUCGAGAUCCCGGAAAGAUGAGAGGAAGCAGGAGAAAGCCCUGCGGCGCCUGCACGAGCUGGCUGAGCAGAGGAGGCAGCCUGAGUGUGCUCCUGGAAGUGGGCCCAUGUUCAGGACCACCACAGUGGCUGUGGAUGAGGAAGGUGGAGACGACGACGAUUCCGCAGCUAACAGCGGCUCCUUUGUCCAGACCAGCUCCGGCCAGGCCACAGAGAUGACCACGGACAGAGGCUUCCUGAACACUGGACAAGGCACUGUGAUGCCAGGCCAGACAUCACAGGGGGCACAGGCCAUCAGCUUUGGCAUUAAGAGCUCCCUGGGAACUCCGCUACAGAAGAUUGGGGUGUCCUUUUCCUUUGCCAAGAAGACCCCAGUGAAGCUGGAGACCAUCGCUUCUGUUUUCAAGGACCACGUGGACGAGUCCAGUUCUGCAGAUGGGGCAAAAGGUGAUGAGAGGGGGUCCUCAGAAGCUGGCAGCCUGCAGAAGUCUGGGGAGGGUGAAGGCACCAAUAAUUCUGAUGGCAAGGGGGAGGACGAUGACCAGCACGACAAGGACAGCGGGGCUCUGGCCAGCACCUUAUCCAAACUGAAGAAGAUGAGGCGAGAAGAUGGACCAACGGCUGUGGAACCAGAAUAUUACCACUACAUCCCCCCAGCCCACUGUAAAGUAAAGCCCAACUUUCAAUUCCUGCUUUUCAUGAAGGCUACUGAGCAAACGGAAGCGGAAAAUGUGAACAAAAAAAAUGCACACGAAGUGAAAAAGGGGAGUUCCCCCAAACCCAAACCCAGCAAGCACACGGAAAAGGCAGCCGAGAGCACGGGGCAGCAGAAGGAGCAGAGUACUACUGAAACUGCAGCUCAGCAGGGCAAAACAGAACGAAAAGAUAUCCCAGAGAAUGAAAACACACAGGAGAGCAAGCACCUUCCAGAGAGCAAUCCCCCCGAAACAGACACUGCUAAAGAAGCUCCUCCUCCUGCCUCGGGCUGCAGAGAUGGCUCUGAGGGACCAAAGCACCCCACAGGACCUUUUUUCCCUGUUCUGAGUAAGGACGAGAGCACUACACUGCAGUGGCCUUCAGAGCUGCUCAUCUUCACCAAAGCUGAGCCCUCUGUGUCCUACAGCUGCAACCCCCUGUACUUCGACUUCAAGCUCUCCCGUAACAAGGAUGCAAAAGGCAAAGGGGCAGAGAAAUCCAAGGAUCCAGGGGGGCUUUGUAAAGACAAUGCUCAGAGCACAGAACCUGGUGAGGUGAGCAAAGCCAAGGAGGCUGAAAGUGUAGAGAACAGUUCUGCUCAAAAAAUGGAAAACAAAUCCCAGAGCAAGCAGGAGUCCGGUCUGGGAAACAUCAGUAAGGGAGAGGGGGAGGACAGCAGUAAGAGUGUAACGGGUAAGAGUAAAUCUGGAAGGUCCCAUAAACACAAAAAGAAAAAGAAGCACAAAAAGUCCAGCAGACACAAGCGCAAACACAAGGAGGAAGCUGAGGAGAAGGCCCGGAAAGCUGAGUUGGGGGAAGAGAAACCCAAGAAACGGAAAAGGCACAGGCACAGAAAAGGUAAAUCCUCCCUUUCGACGGAGUCAGACCGGGCGCUGAAACCUGAACUAUCUGAAGACUGCAGCCAUUUCCAGAAGAAAAAGCGAUGCUCCCAGGAGUCCCAGAGGAAAUCCCUGUCUGCUGAGGAGGGAAGCAGCAGUAAAAAAGAGGAUGGGAGUAACUCCUGCCAAGAGCACGGCAGCAAAAGACACAAGGCUGAGCUGCAGCAGGUGCCUGGUGCGAGGAGGCGCUGCCCAGCUCUGUCCCAGGCCCGGAGCAGCUGCCGGAGCCGGCAGAGCAGCGGCGACGACGACAGUGAUGAGGGCUCCCCUGGCAAGCACUGCCACCAGAAGUCCCCGUCGCAGUACAGCGAUGACUACGACUCGGGCAGCGAGCACUCGCGCAGCCGCUCCCGCUCGGGCCGCAGGCACUCCACGCACAGGUCCUACUCCAGCAGCUCGGAUGCAUCUUCGGGGCACAGCCGCUACAGCCGCCACAGGAGCUACUCGGACGACAGCUACAGCGACUACAGUGACCGCUCCCGCUGCCGCUCCAAGCGCUCCCAGGACUCGGAGGAUGACUCCGACUACAACGGCUCAAACCACCGCUCGAAGCGGCGCAAAUACUCCUCGUCAGAAGAUGACUACAGCUCGAGCAGGAGCAGGUCCAGGAGUCGGAGCAGGAGCCGAACCCACCCUCGAGGCAGGUCGAGAUCGAGGAGCCGGGGCAGGAGCCUCAGCAGCAGCUGCAGCCGCAGUCGGAGCAAGAGGAGGAGCCGCAGUGUGACAGGCCGCAGCUGGAAGCGCAGCCGCAGCUACAGCCGGGACCGCAGCCGCAGCACCCGCAGCCACUCGCAGAGGUCCCUGUCACGGAAGGGCUCGCGGGGCCACGAGAGCCCUGAGGAGAGAAGGUCUGGCAGAAGAGACUUCAUUAGGUCCAAGAUCUAUCGCUCCCAGUCUCCUCACUAUUUCCGAACAGGCCGAGGUGAAGGGGCGCUGCCGAAGAAGGAGGAUGGCAAAGGAGAGGAUCUGAAAGGAUCUAGCUCCCUGUCCCAGAACAGCAGCAGCUCUGGCACGGGGCGGGCUUUGGAAGGGGACUGCAGUCCUGAGGAGAGGAACUCCGUCACCGCAAAGCUGCUCUUGGAAAAGGUGCAGUCCAGGAAGGUUGAGAAGAAGCCCUGCAUCACUGACGAGGUGCUGUCAGGGACAAGCAAAGUGGGCAUAAAGCUCAAAGAUCCUCCCCAGGGCUACUUUGGCCCCAAACUGCCUCCUUCCUUAGGCAACAAACCAGUUCUGCCCUUAAUUGGGAAGUUGCCAACCAUUCGGAAACCAAACUCCAAAAGAUACGAGGAGUCUGGCUUGGAGAUGGGCGAGGAGCAGGAGCUGUCAGAUGCUGAGGAUGGUUCCCAAGAUAUGGAGGAGGGUCAGUUGCCCAGCCAGUCUGUCCUGGAAGAUGUGGUGAUGGUAAUUCAGGACAAGCCUCUGGAUGAGCAGAAACGUGAUGAAGCCUCUGUGGAGAUGCCAUCCCUUCCCAUGGACAGGCCGGCGCUCCCUGAGUGCUUUGGCUCCGGAGAUCUGGUCAUGCCACACAACUUCCUCUCGGAUCCAAGCGAUGGUGACAGGCUGGAGCCUAUGGAUGGAGGCAACCAGCCAGUCCCAGUGGAAACAAGUUUGAUGCCCUUAGUUCCAGAUGUUGAGCACUUUCCUGGCUACGUGCCUCAGAGCGGGGAGCCGAGCAUGGAAGGAGAUCGCGAGGGGGGAGAAGAUUCCUCUCUAGCCCCACUGGAGAGCCAGCCCAUCACCUUCACGCCCGAGGAGAUGGAGAAGUACAGCAAGCUGCAGCAGGCCGCCCAGCAGCACAUCCAGCAGCAGCUGCUGGCCAAGCAAGUGAAGGCCUUCCCCACCUCGGCCACCCUGGCACCGGCCGCACCCACGCUCCAGCCCAUCCACAUCCAGCAGCCAGCGGCGGCCUCGGCCACGUCCAUCACGACGGUGCAGCACGCCAUCCUGCAGCACCACGCCGCCGCUGCCGCCGCCGCCAUCGGCAUUCACCCCCACCCGCACCCGCAGCCCCUCGCUCAGGUCCACCACAUCCCCCAGCCGCACCUGACACCCAUUUCCUUGUCCCACCUGACCCACUCGAUUAUUCCGGGGCACCCCGCCACAUUCCUGGCCAGCCACCCCAUCCACAUCAUUCCGGCGUCCGCCAUCCACCCGGGCCCCUUCACCUUCCACCCUGUCCCUCAUGCUCUCUACCCGACCCUCCUGGCUCCAAGGCCAGCAGCCGCUGCUGCUGCCACGGCCCUGCACCUCCACCCCCUGCUGCACCCCAUUUUCUCAGGACAGGACUUGCAGCAUCCACCCAGCCAUGGCACAUGAAGGACAAAAUGAAGGAACCACGGAGGAAGGAGAAUAUUUGGUGUUUUGGGAAGGGGUUGAAGUCGAGCCAGCGGGCAGGUGAGGCCUGAGCAUUUCCUUUCACUCUUGAGCAGCCAAAGAAGCCAGGGGCUCGAGGGCUGGGCAGUUGGCUGUGUCCCAAGGAAGUCUCGCUCCAACUCCUCUGUGCACGCAGCAGCACCAAUCCAGAAGAACCAUUUCACCUUUAGAACAGCAAGACACUUGGAAAGGCUUUUUUUCCCCCUGGAUUCUUACACUUGGUCAUCUUCCUUCUGCCACCUUGUAUAUGAUAAAUGAGGUUUCAUACACACUAAUAGGAUCUCUCAAAAUCCUUUUAAUGAGGUCAUCUAAUUAAAAUAGCAUGAUUGAAUCUGGCUUGUAAUUGGUGAUGGAACAUCGGGAGCUGCCAGCUGCAGAGGAGCUGGAGGCCUCAGCUUUCAGGCAUUGCAGGAGGUUCCUUGGCCCUUGUCUCUGCAGACGUGGGCUUUUCUUGGUGUGAGCAGCAAAGGUGGAAGUAAGAGCUUAGUGUAAAGAGGAGGAGGAGCUCAGUGUGUGUGCCCAGAGCUCCCUUCCUUCCCCAUCCCGCAUCCACAUUCUCCUGCGCCAGGACCAUGCCUGGAUAUCCCAGACUGGAGAGAGGUUCUGGGGUUGGGUUUCCAGUCUGGGCUUUGACCACUCUUCUCCUGAAAGGGAGAAAAAAAUCACUUUGAAUUCCAUCUUCUGUGGGGUUGGGAAAGAGGCACGAGGAUGGGAGAGAGAAGGAAAAUCCUGGUAGGAAUUGAAGCAA